GAGCCUUUUUGCUUGCACCGUCUUGCGCUUCUGCUUGACCUCCAGACGCUGAUCCACCACAUCGCUUGUGCAACUUUGCGCAGUCCGUCGGUACCUCCUCGUUCCGGAUCAUUGAUAUUUGAGCUGCUACUCUUGUGCUCACACUACUGAUACCAUCCCGGGCACACCAAAGGCAUCAAGGAACCAAUUCGUCGAAGCCUUCCUGCUGGGGAAAAGCGAUCUCACAAGGGCUUUGGUAAGCUCGCUCGCCCGCCCGCCCACGCAGCCAUGUCACACCCUAGCAGCGAAGAGGGUACCACCCCUGGUGGAAGCUCCUUGGCCGUCCCUGCAAACGCACCAACAUCGUCUGCUGGUCUCACGCCCACCUCUGCCAUGUCCACAUCCUCCCACAACUCCGCACGCUCAAAUGCCUCUUCGAAAUCGCGCGUGCCAACGCUGAGCGAGCUCGCCGCGCACAUGAAGCUAGAUGCGCCCACAAGCGGCACGAGCAGCGGAUUCUCACCCAAUGAUGCCGCGCCCGCACGAGGUCGUCUUGGCCUGACCGGACGACUCAACAGCUCUUCGGCUGCGCUUGCACCUGGUGACGAUGCUCAGGACGUCCAUUCUGCAGAUGAAGGAGGCAACGAGAGAGUGCCGGCCAUGUUGGCGCAUGGGGAGCCUCCAAGCAGUUCAAGUAGAUCGAGCUCGCCUACCAAGCGCCCGGCGACAGUCCGCCCUUCCGGCAGCGGGGGUAGCGCCAGAGGUUUGCCAAGCCUACAAGAGAUCAGAGAGAGAAUGAGCAAAAAGGGUCUGCAGACAGCCGGCGGUGCAGCUAGAGGAGAGACCCCAUCCGGCUCACCCACCGAGGAAGUGAGCGAAGAGACCGCGCUGGGGGUUGAUGGUCCAGCUGCAGGCGCAGUGAAGCCUGCGAAGUCGGCUGCGGUUGGAAGUGACAGCGUUUCAAAGUCAGCAGAAGCGAAAGCGAGCAGUGUCGCGGAAGACACGAAAGAUCUGACCAACGCAAAGGCGGAACCAUCUUCGGCAAAGCCAGAGACACAAGCGGCGGAAGCGGCCUCGAGCAUAGCAGCUCCAAAGGAUCAUCCUCUGCAGCACAAAUGGACCCUGUACUUCGACUCCAAGACCUUCAACCCAUCUUCGCAAGCCAGCACACCUGCUACAGGUCACACUGCGGACGGUCCUGGCACGCCAGGUGCAGCGCUACCCGGAGCCUCGCAGAAUCCGAUCUCGCCGCUACCGCCCACGCCAAAUACGGCCAACAUCCAGAGUUGGGAAGACACCCUGAAGAUGCUUGGUGUUUACAAGACUGUGGAGGGCUUCAUGAACGUGUUCGCAACCCUCAGGCGACCUUCGCAGCUCGAGCGCAACUGCAACUAUCAUCUCUUCAAGAGCGGCAUCAAACCGAUGUGGGAAGACCCAGCGAAUGCCUCAGGUGGCAAGUGGGUGCUGACGCUUCGUGGGACUAGCGGCGCGUUGCUUGAUCGUAGCUGGAUGUGGCUCGUCUUGGCGCUCAUAGGAGAAGAGCUAGAUGACGCCAAUCACAUCACGGGUGCUGUGGUUUCCACCCGGAGCAAAGGCGAUCGCAUUACCCUCUGGAUUCGUAACAAAGAUGAUGUCGAUCUCGUUAACAGGCUGGGCAAGAAGCUGGUGCACUUGCUUGAUAUCGAGCACGAGCCAGGCGUGUCUCUGGAAUUCACGUUGAACUCGGGCCCUGGACCUGCCAAUGCAGCUGCUCAAGCUAAUCGCUACGUCCACUUCUCGAACGCACCACCUCCGCCAAUGCCCGCAUUCUCACCAGCGGGAAAUUCUGCUGGGCCCGGAGGCUAUAAUAGAGGCCCUCCGCCGCCUGGUCAUGGGCCUCCUGGUCCUGGCCCACAGCAAGCGCCGCCGAGCAAUUAUGCACCUCCGCGAAAUGUGCCUUUUGGCGCUCCGCCCGGGCCUGGCGGGCCCGGCUCUGCACAGUAUCUUCCCGGUGGUCCCCCUGCAGGCUCACCACCUUCAGGACCGCCAGGCUCAGCUCUAGGUGGCAAUGCGGGAUUUGUGUUGCCCAGAAGAGGAUCAGAAACUGGCCACAUCGGACACGGCCCCGGUAAUGUCGCGUCGGCGGCAAACGGCGGCGGAAGCCCAAAGAAAGCGUUCUCCUCGCUGCAGCGGCACGGCCCUCCACACUCGAUGCAAGGGGGAGGUCCGCCUGGUGGAGCGGCAAACAUUUCUGGUGGGGGUGCUGGACUAGGACUGGGAUUGGGCGGACCGAUCGGCCGGACCCCGAGUCCUUCUCCAGCUGCCGGAGGUGCUCUCGGCACCAGUCCAAGCAAUCGUACGGGCGUCUUGCAUGGCAGACAACCACCUGCGAUGGGGCAGCUAGGCAGCGGUGCAGGCAUUGGUCGCCAUACUGGUCCGGCGCGCGGUGCUUGAGGCUUCUAGCUAGUAUACCUUUGGACAUUCCACUCGAUUUUUUCCUUCCAGCCCUAUCAAGUGAGCUUAGCAGAGGCGGCCUGCCUCGCGCGUGCCCACACAAAUCCUCCCAACGUGUAUUCUGAUAGCUCGAUUGUCUCGACAAACAUUCCUCAAAUGACUACUG
This is a messenger RNA of Ceraceosorus guamensis, 2578 nucleotides long. Its product is annotated as translation initiation factor eIF4e. NCBI's taxonomy places the organism in Eukaryota, Fungi, Basidiomycota, Exobasidiomycetes, Ceraceosorales, Ceraceosoraceae. Gene Ontology annotation, molecular function: translation initiation factor activity; RNA 7-methylguanosine cap binding. Gene Ontology annotation, biological process: translational initiation. The record is from RefSeq and is a predicted model, not a curated record. The transcript is spliced from 4 exons. Gene Ontology annotation, cellular component: eukaryotic translation initiation factor 4F complex. The coding region runs from base 268 to 2412 and encodes 714 amino acids.